Messenger RNA from Myotis lucifugus (little brown bat), 1254 nucleotides. It is a transcript of the gene ORMDL2, whose product is annotated as ORMDL sphingolipid biosynthesis regulator 2. Gene Ontology annotation, cellular component: endoplasmic reticulum membrane. Bases 459 to 920 code for a protein of 153 amino acids. Lineage: Eukaryota; Metazoa; Chordata; Mammalia; Chiroptera; Vespertilionidae. Gene Ontology annotation, biological process: negative regulation of ceramide biosynthetic process; intracellular sphingolipid homeostasis; ceramide metabolic process. The record is from RefSeq and is a predicted model, not a curated record. The transcript has 4 exons.
GUUUACGGGAGACUGGAAAGGGGUGCUCGGCAAAAAUGGUUGGAGGCAAACCGUGAUGGGAGGCGAAAGCGGCGGCGGGGGUUGGAGCGGCGGUGAGUUAAAUACCGAGAGAGAACCAGAGGGGAGCCGACGUACGAGAGAUGGAAGCUGGGAAAAGCAUCGGGCAGGUUCAGUAUUAGGGUUUAGGGAAUUUUAGGUAGAGAGGGGCGGGCAAGAGCUGCUUCCUAACUGGACAUCAACUUUAGCACGAUUUUAAGGAGCCAAGUUCAGACGAUCUGAGCCGCCUUUGGAUUUGAGGUUAGGGCUCCAACUGGAGGCGCUCAACUUAGGUUCCUUCCUAGCUCAACCGAAAACCCGGGGUAAAUUCUCCCAAUGCCCCACGCUUGAGAGGAGGAAUUGGGAUGUUGGCUGCUUACAUGCCACGGGGAUGAGAGGACGGGCAAGCCCCAGAGUAAAGGAUGAAUGUGGGAGUAGCACACAGCGAAGUAAACCCCAACACUCGAGUGAUGAAUAGCCGGGGCAUCUGGCUGGCCUACAUCAUCUUGGUAGGACUCCUGCAUGUGGUGCUACUCAGCAUCCCCUUCUUCAGCAUUCCUGUUGUCUGGACCCUGACCAACGUCAUCCAUAACUUGGCCAUGUAUGUCUUCCUACAUACGGUGAAAGGGACACCCUUUGAGACCCCUGACCAAGGAAAGGCUCGGCUACUGACACACUGGGAACAGAUGGACUACGGGCUCCAAUUUACCUCUUCCCGCAAAUUCCUCAGCAUCUCUCCUAUUGUACUCUACCUCCUAGCCAGCUUCUACACCAAGUAUGAUGCUGCUCACUUCCUCAUCAACACAACCUCAUUGCUCAGCGUACUGCUGCCUAAAUUGCCCCAAUUCCAUGGGGUUCGUCUCUUUGGCAUCAAUAAAUACUGAGGGAUGGGACUGGGGACAACAUUGGAACAAAAGGCUGUAACAUCUUUCCCUUCUCCAUACUGUCUUCCUUUUCUUGGAAGCCUGAGAACUAUACAACUGUUCCAAAACUCCCAGAAUGAGAACUGAUUGGAAAAUGGGGCUCCCUGGGAGUAGCCCUGCUAGGAGCAGGCUUCUUUGAAUCGGGAAAGGCAGAUGAGGUAAGGGACAAAUCACUCUCCUCCACAGGAGGCCAUGUUUGGGCAGCUUGUUUGGUUUUCCCAUGUCUUCCACCCCCACUACCUCCAGCUCUGUUUUGCUGUGUAUUUCCCUCAUAAUAAAGGUCAUUUUUUUUUCA